This is a messenger RNA of Lodderomyces orthopsilosis Co 90-125, 1425 nucleotides long. RefSeq names its product H3 histone acetyltransferase (gene RTT109). Gene Ontology annotation, biological process: DNA damage response. Gene Ontology annotation, molecular function: histone H3K56 acetyltransferase activity. The record is from RefSeq and is a predicted model, not a curated record. The transcript has a single exon. NCBI's taxonomy places the organism in Eukaryota, Fungi, Ascomycota, Pichiomycetes, Serinales, Debaryomycetaceae. Gene Ontology annotation, cellular component: nucleus. Bases 1 to 1425 code for a protein of 474 amino acids.
AUGUCACUUGAAUCAGUUCUAGCUCGACAUCUACCACAAAAUGAAUUAUUCAAAUUCAUCUAUAUCCAAUCAAAACCAAUUUACAUCAAAUCACCAAUAAACAUCCCCAAAUCAUGUAGUAAUCGACCAAAUACGAUCAAAAUACGACAUUUUUUCUGUUUAAUUAACCAAGACGUCAUUAUAUUAGGGAUUGAAGUGUUUGUUUAUUUACAAAUAUAUCCUACUCAUGUCGAUCAGUACAUAUUUGUAUCCAAGUGUGACACUACUGGAUUGAAGAAAUUGACUUAUCGUGUAGGAGAUAUUGUUGAGCUGGUGUUGCGAUGUAUUGUUGAUUAUGAUGUUGGAAGAUAUAAUAUUAAAGAGAGACUGUCGGACGAGCAACAAAAAGAAAAGGAGGAGACGAAUGGACAGAGGAAGAAGGAAGGUGCUACUUAUGUCAACGAAACUUUGGCAUUAAUUGAUAAAUUACAAACGAAAUUAUCAACCGAUCCCAACCAUUUUGAUACCCUAACAUACUACAGCAACAACGCUCACCUGCAACACAACUCAAAACCUAAUCGACUCCGCAAAUUGCCACCCCACAUCAAUUCAAACAUUUGUUUAUUCACUAAAACAGCACCACAAUACAUGUUCCCCAAUUCAUCGAAAAACAAAUACAAGCAUUUGUCUAAUGGACAAGUAUUGCUUAGCUGGUGGUUAAAAAUAAUUGAAUCUAUUUGUGGAACCAAAUGGCCAGUGAAGAGAUUAAUCAUUCCUGGAUCGGAUGAAAUUGCCAUGAAGAAAUUUAUUACUAGUUUACCAAAUUGGUCAAUUGGACAUAUCUUUGGUAACAAUCACACUAAAGAAACUAAAGGAGCCAGUGAAUAUGUGACUGGGAAACUUAAUUUGGCGGUUUAUAAUAUCCCACUUUUUCCCGACGAUCCAAAAGGUCGGUUUUUAGAACAUUUAAUUGUUGAAAAUCGAUAUUUUAAUGUAAACAUUGAUCGAUUUUAUCAAGAGUUGGGGUAUAGACAAGAGUUUAGACUAGGCGAUUGUGUUGGAUUGAUAGGUUGUAGUAAAACAGACAACCACACACAAAAUGGGUCUAAUGAUUAUAAUAAAGAAGAAGAGAAGGAGAAUGUGAUUGUGAUUACUGUUCAUCAGUAUAAACAGUUUAUUAACAAUGUAAUAAAACUGAUUAAUUUUGACAAAUUGAUUGAUGUUGAAUACUUGACUCAAGUUCAAAUUCCUGCAUUUUUCAAAGAGACUCUAAGGAUGGAUGAGUUCAAGUAUGGUGAAUUUAUUGGAGAAAAGCAGCAAAAAAUGAGUAUUCCUGUUGGUUCUAAUGGUGGAGAAAAAAGGGUCUUUCAACUGACAGAAGGAGCAGAUGCUAAUGGCAAAAAGGCUAAUGAUCUUACUGGGUUGAUCAAGCGAAAGAAGCGGUGA